Solanum pennellii is the source of this 3095-nucleotide messenger RNA. RefSeq names its product kinesin-like protein KIN-14T. The coding region runs from base 120 to 2750 and encodes 876 amino acids. The transcript has 11 exons. Gene Ontology annotation, biological process: microtubule-based movement. Gene Ontology annotation, molecular function: microtubule motor activity; ATP binding; microtubule binding. Lineage: Eukaryota; Viridiplantae; Streptophyta; Magnoliopsida; Solanales; Solanaceae. The record is from RefSeq and is a predicted model, not a curated record.
CUAGCUAUGAUCAGCAAUUAAUAUAAUUGAAGUUAGAAGAUGGUAAUAAUGAGAGAUCCCUUAAUUCUUCUCUCAUGGGAAUGAAAACAUAGCUAACUUGUAAGUGGGUGGAUUCAAUAAUGAAGGCCCUGCAACCACAACUACAACUACCAGAUGACAAUAAGACAUAUGUUAAUAGUAAGAAUGAGGCUGCCAUUUCAGAUAUUAAAGGUGAACUUGAAGUAUUAUAUGAUUGCAUUAAGAAACUUAACGUACAGAGGAGGCAGGUUCUUAACGAUCUCUUCGACUUGAAAGGUAAUAUUCGAGUAUUUUGUCGGAUAAGACCCAUAAGCAUUGGCAAUCAAAAGUCAGUUGAAGCUUUGGAUUCAAAUCAAAUGCUCAUAAAUUUGGUUGACAAUAAGUCUAAAAUUUAUAGCUUUGACAAGGUUUUCCAUCCUUCUUCCUCACAAGGUGAGGUGUUUUCAGAAAUAGAACCAAUUAUCAAGUCCGCGCUGGAUGGCUAUAACGCCUGCAUAUUUGCUUAUGGACAGACGGGCACAGGGAAAACAUUCACAAUGGAAGGCACAGAGGAGUUUCCAGGGGUUGUGCCCCGUGCGAUUGAGGCACUUUUUAAGCACGCUGCGGACAGUAACCAUGCAUUUCUCUUCAAUUUCAGUAUGCUGGAGAUAUACAUGGGCUAUUUAAAAGAUCUCCUCACCCCACAUAGUCAGACUACAAAGUCAAUCUUCCCUUUACCACCAUGUCUUUCAAUACAAACACAUCCCAAUGGAGAAACCGAGAUUGAAAACCUUGUGACCAUCCAAGUAAAUGACAUGAACCAAGCCAUGAGACUGUACAAGUUAGGAUGUGGUUUCAGAUCCACUGCUUCCACAAAUUCGAACCGAACAUCAAGCAGAUCUCAUUGCAUGAUUCGCAUAUAUAUUUCCAGCAUUAGUGCUGGUAAAUGGAGAAGGUUAACAAACAAACUGUGGAUGGUCGACCUUGGAGGAAGUGAACGUGUCCUAAAAACAAAAGCACUGGGGAGAAGAUUUGAAGAGGGAAAAGCAAUUAAUCUCUCACUUUCUUCCCUUGGAGAUGUCAUCCAUGCCCUCCAAAGUAAAAAGCGACACAUACCUUACAGGAAUAGCAAGCUGACGCAAGUUCUUAAAGAUUCCCUAGGUGAUGAUUCUAAAACACUAAUGCUGGUUCCUGUUAGUCCCCAUGAAGGAGAUUUGUGCGAGACAUUGUGUACAUUAAAUUUUGCAACACGAGCCAAACGGGUUCAAUUAAGAAACGAAGAAUCAACAGAAGUUAAGGCAGAAAAGGAAGUUGCAAUAAAUAAUCUGCUGCAGAAGAUGAACCAAAUUGAGUACAACCGCAAUGAUGUCACACAGGAAAUCAAGAAGCUGAAUGAGAAACUAGGAAAGCUUACAAUAAUAUCGCCACCCUCUUUAACUGAACUAUUGGGUCUCUCAGAAGUAUGCAUUGAAGGGUUAGGGUCUAACAUGAGAUUUCAGAAAGAUAGUGUCACAUCUACCCCUUUAGCAGACUUCCCUAGAUUCAUGAGGCCUACUGUUUGUAGCCGAAGUAAAUCAGGAAAUGCUGGAGUAGAAUUCCAAGCCUUAAAAAGUAGAUCCUCGCUUCCUCCUAGAAAAGGGAAAGGAUCCACUCACUGUGCCAAGUCUAUGGAUUUCCCUAUAGAAGGAGCAUCAGAAUGCUACUCAGAGAGCAGUGUUUCCAAAACUAGCUGCCUUAUCAGUCCAACUACGAAAUUCAGUGCGGAUAAUGAGAAAGAAUUCAGCGAAGACACAUCUGAUAGUGACACUAAGGUGACAGUUUUUGCAAAACAACAUCUAUCAGAAAGAGGUUCUAUACACAAAAAGUUUAAUUUGAGACUCAGCAAAAAGAACCACGCAAAUACAAUGGAAAGAGUAUCAACCCAAAACCACUCAAAGGUUGAUAAUUGGCUUCAACUGCACAAAUGUGCAGCAAAUAUAAACAAUUCCACUCAUAAGAACAAAAGAAUUCUUGCGAUACCAAUUCCAGAGAAUAAAGCACGGGUCAGGGGCAGAAUUGUGGCAGAUUUACAUGAAGAAAAGGUCCCAGGCAAGGGGUUGAGAACAAGAAACACGAAGCAUAGAGAUGCAAAAUUAGUUGAUAUGGAGAAUCAUUUGAGCUCCGAGUUAGAAGAAGUCAAUGUGUCUCAUGCAGUUUUGAAGCACUUUAUCGCUUAUGAGAAGUCAUAUUCUGCAUGUCCAGCCUGCAAUAUUGAUGCAAUAACUCUGAAUGGAACACAAGGUCAAGUACUCAAGUCAACAUUUGAGGUCAGUGGACCUGCUGAUUUGAAUGAUCUUAAACUGAUCAUGCCAGACAUUGCAUAUCAAGAGACAUAUAAUAUCUCAGCAUCUAAGGUCAACAGCCUUAGCAUAGGCCUGAUAGAGAGUCCCUCUAGCUCAAAGAAGAAACCAAACUACGAAGAAAUGCAUGAUAUGGAAGAAAGUAACUUAGAGAAUAUGCAUGUCCCUGGAUGUGUUAGAGAAGGAACAAAGCCCUGCCACUAUGACUUAAGAUCUCCCAGCGCUUUGUCCAUUUGCAAAUCAAAUCAAAUGGAUUAUUACCUUGUUCCCAAACCACUAGACAACAGCAGAACUGGAGGGUUCCUUAGCCUUUUGAAACCAAAAGUACACAUCUUAUAUAGCAGCGCUCUUGCCGCAUUGGGAUUUGCAAGCCUAGGUCUUGGGCAUGACUUCUUCUAUGCUUUGACUCUCUAAACAACUGACCUAUGACAUGCCAGACAUGAUGCACAUUUGGAGUUUUCCUUUCAAAAACUAGGUACCAAGUGAUGCUGUAUUUCAUCCAAGAGAUAAAGAUAGAUGUUCAUUGGCUACUAGGCAACCGUGAGAGGUUAUAAUCUCGUUCCCAAGCUCAAAUUGUUCAUAAUGCAGGAAUUACAUAUGGAAGGUAACAAGGUCUCAACAUGUGUAAUGGUGGUUCCUUUAAGUGCCAUCUCAUGACUCUCCAAAUCAGGGUGAAAGGUCACCAUAUGUACACGUACCAAAUAUUUAAUCCCAUGAGUUAAACAGUAAAUUCAACUCUUUAGAACGUUAGAUGUUUUC